AUGGUUCGCUCUCUCGCCCUCCUUGCUGGUGCCUUCGCUGUUGUUGCGGCCGCCGAGACAAAGACAGUUAAGUGGUGGAUUCCCGAGGACAUUGAGGGCUACAAGGCCUCUGUUGUCUCCAUUGACGGCAAGGACACCACCUUGGCCGUGAACAAGGACUCUACCACGGGUAUUAUCGCCAGCGGCCCGUCCACUCUUACAGCGACCAUCACCAUCGAGACUGAUGACGCUACGAACUAUCAGGAGUACCACUGCGAGCUCGACCCAGACAAGGACCAAGCCAGCUGCACACACCAAGUUUCCAUGUCGCACAACGGAAACAUCAUUCAAGAUGUAUCCGACACUACCAUUGAAAGCUACCAGAAGACUAUGGCGCCCAUCAUCGUCACCGCUGGUGCCGAUAGGCUGAGUGAGGAGGAGAACACGACAGUAGCCGACAAGUCUUCUGCUGCUGAUGAGGCCUCUGUCACCGACGCGUCUUCUGCCACGGCCGCAUCAAAGCCCAAAGCCACCGAGGCCGAAACUACAAGUUCGGGUAAUGCGGCGCCCAUGAUGACGCAGAAUGCCGUGUUUGCCGGUGUUGCGGCUGUUGUUGGAGGUGUAGUUGUGUUGCUGUAG
Fusarium vanettenii 77-13-4 is the source of this 618-nucleotide messenger RNA. RefSeq lists its product as uncharacterized. The record is from RefSeq and is a predicted model, not a curated record. Lineage: Eukaryota; Fungi; Ascomycota; Sordariomycetes; Hypocreales; Nectriaceae. The coding region runs from base 1 to 618 and encodes 205 amino acids. The transcript has 2 exons.